This is a messenger RNA of Rotaria sp. Silwood2, 531 nucleotides long. The record is from the annotation of a GenBank genome assembly. Lineage: Eukaryota; Metazoa; Rotifera; Eurotatoria; Philodinida; Philodinidae.
AUGAAUACAAAUAUAAUACUUCGAUGUCUUGUACAAAAUUUAACUGAAGAUGCUAUAUUAACACGAUGGAAUGUCAUUUUAUCAUUAAUUAAUGGAACACGAGAUGAAACGUUUAUCCUAACUCUUCUUCGAAUUUUAACUAAUACUCAACAAUUACGUGAUCAAAUCGAUAUGACAUUAGUUUCUCUUGUAUUCGAUUAUCUUCAUGUACUUAUGCAUAUUAUGGAAAAUGAUGAAAAUGGUCUUGUUUUAGUUUUAUUAAUUGAACAAUUUAUUCAAUUAUCAUAUAUAUCUGUAUUACAUUUAGCUGAAUUAAUCGUUUAUGAUCGUAUUGAAAUCAUGUUAAUACUUGACCAACAAACAUUAAAUAAACAAUUAUUAUCUAAAUAUUUACCAUUAGCUUUACAAAUAUUAUCAAUAAUAAAAUCAAUCGAUAUUAUUAAAGAAGAUUUUAAUAAUCUUAAUUGUUCUAUGGAUAUAACACAAAAAAUUGAUGGACAAAUGCCUAAAAAUGUAACUUGUAAAAAAUGA